Molecule: messenger RNA, 1650 nt
Organism: Penicillium soppii
Lineage: Eukaryota; Fungi; Ascomycota; Eurotiomycetes; Eurotiales; Aspergillaceae
Exons: 7
Coding region: 1-1650 (549 amino acids)
Biological process (GO): carbohydrate transport; transmembrane transport
Cellular component (GO): membrane
Molecular function (GO): carbohydrate:proton symporter activity
Source: RefSeq, a predicted model, not a curated record
AUGGGUUACACAACUCUCUGGAAGCGGCUUUCGCCGCGUCAGCUGAAUGUCGCCAUUCAAACAUUUUCGCUGGUGUCGAUUUUUUUCGAAGGAUAUGAUCAAGGUGUGAUGGGCGGUGUCAACAGCGCGCCAAGCUAUGUAACUAAGGUCGGUAUUGGCAAGGCUGAUGGCACUGUAACAGACACCACCCACCAGGGUGGAAUCGUUAGCGUGUAUUAUUUGGGGGCCAUUUUUGGUUGCUUUGCGGGCGGAUGGCUUGCAGAUCGUAUUGGUCGGAUUAAUGGCCUACUGGCUGGAUCAUUGUUUGCAUUGAUUGGUGGCGCGCUGCAGGCAGCUGCACAGAAUUCAAAUUUCAUGCUGUGUGCACGAGUGCUCACUGGCAUUGGAACUGGCGCGUUGACGGGCAUUACCCCGGUUUUAGUGUCGGAAACAUCCUCCGCGAAUCAUCGAGGCGGCUUUUUGGGUUAUGUUUUCAUUGCAAAUUGUGAGCUGUUCAUUUCGUGUCCACUGUGGACUGUGCUGUAUAUUGUGGGGACCAGUGCUAACAUUCGUCAUUGUCAUUAUGAAGAUUUAGGAAUUUCCGUCGCAUAUUGGAUCUCCUUCGGUCUCGCUUUCGUUGAUCAUGGAUACUCGGAUGUGAGAUGGCGGUUUUUGCUGGCUUUCCAGUGCUUCCCGGCACUGAUUUUGGUGGCUUUCAUCAAGAUGUUGCCGGAUAGCCCCCGCUAUUUGGCUUCAGUGGGGCGGAAUGAGGAAGCACGAUAUCUUUUGAACCGAAUUCGUAAAGGCCGGGCCUCCCAGGCUGAUAUCGAUCUCGAAUACCUAGAAAUCAUCACUACUGCUAAGGGGAGUAAGCUCAGCUCACCAGUUGAAUUUGUUAAAAUUUUGGUAGGUAAGGGCGGAAAGCCGGGACUUAAUCUUGGCCGACGAGCAUGGUUGUGUGUUUGGUUGCAGAUUAUGGCAUCUUGGACAGGCAUCACAGCCGUGACUGCCUACUCCCCUACCCUUCUUGCCCAGGCCGGCUACAGCGACAUCAAGCAAAACGGUCUUGCUGGAGGAAUCAACACAAUUGGAAUCAUCGGUACUAUAAUUAGCGCCCACAUUAUUGAUCGUUUGGGUCGACGUGUUUGUUUGAUGGGCGGAGCUGCUGUUUUGUUUGCCGUCAACCUCAUUGCUGGAGCCGUCUAUGAGGGUUCUUUGCAUAACCCCGAGAAGGCAUCUCAGUAUGCACCUGGUGCAGUGCUGAUGCUCUUCUUGUUCAAUUUGGGAUACGCUGCUACUUGGGGUACCGUUGCCUUUUUGAUCCCCACCGAGAUCUUCCCCAGUGAUCUGCGAGCUCAGGGUAAUGGAUUCGGAAUCACUGGGUGGGCUAUUGGUGUGGGUAUGACCACUUUGGUUAACCCUAUCAUGUUCAGUGUCAUGACCAGCCGUACAUAUUUCCUGUUUGCUGGACUGAACCUCAUUUGGAUUCCGAUCGUCUACCUCUUCUACCCCGAAACCCGGAACCGUUCCCUAGAGUCGAUCGAUGCCCUUUUCUCUACCCCCAAUCCAUUUUAUUGGAAAAUGGAACAAGCCUACAAGCUUCAUGGUGAUGUUCUCGCUGAACAUGGAGUCGACAAAUAUCAAGCUCUCGGUGAGGUUGCAAAUGUCUAA